AUGGAGAAGCCUGCAAGGUGGGUGAAGAUACACGGGAUGCACCAAGAUCAAAGGAAUGAGCAGAACAUGGUGGCGAUAGGAACCCACUACUUCCCUGGUUUCCUCAAUCUCGACAGGGCAAGUCUGGAAUUUAUGGGCUAUAGGAGAUUCUUAAGGAUUCUGGUGGAGGUGGAUCUCAGGGAGUCGAUUCCAAUAGGGUUCGACUUCCCAUUCACAGAUGAAAAUACAGGGGUGGAUUACUGCAAUGUAAUUGACUUCAAGUACGAAAGGCUUGUGGAGUUGUGCUAUUUCUAUGGGUGA
Linum trigynum is the source of this 300-nucleotide messenger RNA. The record is from the annotation of a GenBank genome assembly. Lineage: Eukaryota; Viridiplantae; Streptophyta; Magnoliopsida; Malpighiales; Linaceae.